Molecule: messenger RNA, 1587 nt
Organism: Diabrotica virgifera virgifera (western corn rootworm)
Lineage: Eukaryota; Metazoa; Arthropoda; Insecta; Coleoptera; Chrysomelidae
Gene: Ciao1
Product: probable cytosolic iron-sulfur protein assembly protein Ciao1
Exons: 2
Coding region: 525-1535 (336 amino acids)
Biological process (GO): iron-sulfur cluster assembly
Cellular component (GO): cytosolic [4Fe-4S] assembly targeting complex
Molecular function (GO): protein binding
Source: RefSeq, a predicted model, not a curated record
CGGGUAACACUCAUUUAACACACAUGUUCCAAAAGUGAAGCCGGUUUUUGGUUUGUUUGUCACCAGAAACAUGGCGGUCACGUCAAAAAUAACAAUGGGUUGCCAGUGGUGGGUGUUCGUUGAAGGUUAAAAUUUCAUAAAAAAUAAAGUAAAUCAUCAUCUAAAAUUCGUAAUAAACACAUAUGUAUGUAUUGAAACAUAUGUACGUAAUAUGAGAAACUUAAUAAAACAUUUACCGUACACAAAUUCUUCAUUUUAAAUACAUUUCAUGUUUUUAUUUUAAAUACUCAAUGCAUAACAAUACCCCAAAGAUACGUCGAUGAUCAAAAUCUCUGGUGUCAGUUUGGCUUCACUUUUGGUCAUAGGAUUACUCGUCCUCUCUCUUUCCUUGUCUAAGUGAUUCACACUUAGACCUUGUCUAAGGAUUCACACGCAUUCUAAACUAAAUAACAUGAUAUAACCUUAAAUAUUGUUUCUGUUUUAUCUUUUAUAUGGAAAUAAGAUUGAAAUAAAUUAGAAUCAUCAUGGGUAAAUUAGAACUAGUACAAACUCUAAAAAAAGAUAACGGUAGAGUGUGGAAUCUCGACUGGCAUCCUAAAGGAGACAGUCUAGCCUCCUGUGGUGAAGAAAAAUCCAUCAGAAUAUGGACCAAAGACUUGACUGGCAAGUGGUCCAAUAGGGUGGUACUAACAGAUGGCCACAAACGUACAAUAAGGCAAGUCUCUUGGUCACCAUGUGGCAAUUACUUAGCCUCUGGCAGCUUCGAUGCAACAACCUGUAUAUGGGAUAAGAAAAGUGGUGAGUUUGAAUGUAAUGCAACUUUAGAAGGACAUGAGAAUGAAGUCAAAAGUAUAGCUUGGUCGAAAUCGGGACAUUUAUUAGCUACAUGCAGCAGAGACAAGUCUGUGUGGGUUUGGGAAGUAGCAGAUGAAGACGAAUACGACUGUGCAGCUGUAUUAAAUGCCCAUUCACAAGACGUUAAAAAGGUAAUUUUUCACCCUGAAAAAGAUCUACUAGCAUCAGCAUCUUAUGAUGAUACAAUCAAGCUCUUCCGAGAUGAUCCCAAUGAUGGCGAUUGGGUCUGCUGUGGGACCCUAGCAGGUCAUGAAUCAACAGUUUGGAGUAUAAGCUUUGAUAAAACUGGUACUAGACUGGCCUCUUGCAGUGAUGAUAAUACAGUUAAAAUAUGGAAAGAAUACCCCCCAGGUAAUCCAGAAGGAAUUGCUACACAGGACGGAGACUCAGCAUGGAAGUGUGUUUGUACGUUGUCGGGACAUCAUGAGAGAACCAUAUAUGAUAUACAUUGGUGCCAUUUAACAGGCUUUAUAGCUACAGCAUCUGGAGACGAUGCAAUUAGAAUUUUCAAAGAAGAAGAAGGAUGUGAUCCUAAUAGCCCCAAUUUUAAUUUAGUCUGUGUGGUUGAUAAUGCACAUAAUCAAGAUGUUAAUUGUGUUACUUGGAAUCCUGUAGUGCCUGGAUUAUUAGCCUCUUGUAGUGAUGACGGAGAAAUUAAAAUAUGGGAAUUUAGGGAAUGAUAUGAUUUUGUGAUAGUUUAUAAAUAUUAAGUAUAAAAACUGUGGUAUAAAA